Esox lucius (northern pike) is the source of this 1970-nucleotide messenger RNA. Its product is annotated as vesicular inhibitory amino acid transporter. The coding region runs from base 29 to 1477 and encodes 482 amino acids. The transcript has 3 exons. Gene Ontology annotation, molecular function: amino acid transmembrane transporter activity. Gene Ontology annotation, cellular component: vacuolar membrane. Gene Ontology annotation, biological process: amino acid transmembrane transport. The record is from RefSeq and is a predicted model, not a curated record. NCBI's taxonomy places the organism in Eukaryota, Metazoa, Chordata, Actinopteri, Esociformes, Esocidae.
UGCGUACACUGGCCCCUGCCUAAUUGGUAUGGGUUUGAGCUCUGAGAUGGACAAUGUUUGGUGUGGUGAAACAACAGACUGGUUGGGGUCGCAAGCAAAGCUGCUGUGGACCUCCAAGUUCCACCAUGGGGAUGGGGAGAGCCUGGGGUUUGCCCAUCGGGAUGAGUUGAGCAGGACCUAUGGACAGAACCAAGAGCCGAGCAGAGGGUCCCCCUCCACAUCCAGCCUUGAGGAGGGGAAUGAGGAGACACUGAGUAGCCCCCCCAACAGCACCUAUCCCAAAAUCACCACCUGGGAAGCAGGAUGGAAUGUAACCAAUGCCAUUCAGGGUAUCUUUGUUCUUGGCCUGCCUUAUGCUCUGCUUCAGAGUGGCUACCUGGGAUUGCUACUGCUCGUUCUCGCUGCGGUCAUUUGCAACUACACAGGUAAGACCCUUGUAUCCUGUCUGUACGAGGAUGACGAGGAGGGGCGCCCCAUGCGUGUGCGGAACACCUACGAGGACAUUGCCAACGCCUGCUGCAAGCGCCUGUGCCCCCUGCUGGGUGGCCGGGUGGUGAACGCAGCCCAGGUGGUGGAGCUGAUGAUGACCUGCAUCCUCUACCUGGUGGUCAGCACCAACCUGAUGGGUCACUGCCUCGCCUUUCUCCCGUUGCCCCCGGCCGCCUGCUCCGUGCUGACCCUCCUAACGCUGGUGCCCUGCAUGCUGAUCCGGGACAUGAGGGUGGUGUCCAGGCUCAGCCUGCUGUGCUCCCUGGCCCAGUUCCUCGUCACCUUUAUCGUGAUGGCCUACUGCCUGCGCCAAGCCCAGCGCUGGUCCUGGAGGACGACGGUCCUCCCGGUGAACUUCGAGAAGUUCCUGGUGUCUGUCGGGGUCAUCAUCUUCAGCUACACCUCCCAGAUCUUUCUGCCCACCCUGGAGGGGAGCAUGGUGGACAAGGGGGACUUCUCCGACAUGAUGAGCUGGACUCACUGCCUGGCUUGUGUGCUGAAGACCACCUUCUCUGUGCUGGCCUUCCUCACCUGGGGUGAGGACACCAAAGAGGUGAUCACUGAUAACCUCCCCUCUAGUCUUUGCAUGGUGGUCAACCUGUGCCUCUUGGCCAAGGCCCUCCUCUCCUAUCCCUUACCCUUCUACGCUGCAGCCGAGGUGCUCCAGAGCUGCGUUCUGAGGCUGGAGGCGGCGCCGGUGGGCGUGGAGACGGGAACCCUGAUCCUACGGGCCUGUCUCUUGUUGGUUACCUUCCUCAUGGCUCUCUACAUGCCCCACUUUUCCCUGCUCAUGGGACUGACGGGCAGCGUGACCGGGGCGGCCAUGACCUUCAUCCUGCCCUCUCUCUUCCACCUGCAGCUCAAGUGGACCACCAUGAGUAGUAGGCUCAAGGCCCUGGACCUUGUCAUCCUAACCCUGGGCUCUCUAUGUAGUUUAUCUGGCGUGGUUUGCUCCAUCAAGGGAUUGGUUCAGGCUGUUAGAGGUUGAUCCACUGUACCCAGUCUUUCUAUUUACCUGUCAGUGCAUAAGGCGUAAUGAUAGUAUAAUUGUCUGAAAAACCAAGCCUUUGUGUGUUCGACUAUAAUUGGUGUAUUUGAGUGUUUGACACCAAGGCAUCUUGAUUGUAAAUGGUCGUAAACAAUCUAAUAUGUGCAGAUGUUUGCUUUGCUGGUUAUCAUGACGAAGUCAUUAUGAUUUCUAACUAGUUUGUCUAUAGCAUGACUCACAGUCUGUUGCUGAUUACCAUUAAAGUACACUUGAAACUGAAAUAUAUGGCAAUUCAUAUACAAUGGAUUAAAAGUGUGUUGCAUUAUGGGAUUGUCAGCUUUAGGCCUACAUGUUGACUGCAUGAAAAAACAGGUAGUCCUGGUUUGCUGUUGUUACUCUUACUACUCAUCAGCUUCAUCCUGCAGCCAGAAUCAGCAUUACUGCAAAGCUUUAUUGGCAUCCAGUCAUUAGAAUUUUUUUUCUCAACCCCUUG